AUGGCCUCGACUGCAACAAGCGACGAACUUGAGGAUGCACUGCAACAUUUCCAGAAAACCCUGACAGCAGAACAGAAGAAUCAGUUGAAGGCGAUCAAUGCCAUACCCGAUGCUGAUGCUGUCGUUUCCUUUACUACAGAGCUUGAUAACAGAAAUGCGGAACGCCGAAGCCGCGGUGUCGCAACGCGCUUACAUAGGUUUCUCGAAUCGAUUCAACAAUUCUCUACCAUUGUAGACACGUUUGUCUCGUCAAAACCCAGUGUGGCAGCUCUUGUGUGGGGAAGUAUCAAGUUUGCGCUUCUUGCUGCAGCGAACUUCUCUUCAUAUUUCGACAAAAUUUCAGCGCUACUGAUGCGUAUCGGCAAGCAUUGUCCGCGAUUUACAGAAUAUCAGUUGCUCUAUGGGACCUCUGUCGGGCUGCGGACAGCGCUUUGCAGCUUCUACGCAACUAUCGUCGCUUUCUGUCGACACGCAGUUGUGGUAUUCCAAAGAUCAGGUUUCUUGCAUCUUGCGAAAAGUUUUCUCAACUCAUUUGAGGCGGACUUUGGCCCAUUUGAAAGCCAGAUCGAUAGCAAAAGCAAAGACGUCAAGGAAGAGAUCCGGCUUGCCUCUAUCAAAGCUGCCUAUCAAGAUCAACAGCUCCAAGUCAUUGAGAGAAAAGAGCAAUCCAUAUCUAGAAAGAUGCUCAGAUUGUUCUCUUCAAAAAGAUGGAUAUUGCUGCUGAAGAAGGCCGGGAGUGGAGACUAG
Messenger RNA from Endocarpon pusillum Z07020, 747 nucleotides. RefSeq lists its product as uncharacterized. Lineage: Eukaryota; Fungi; Ascomycota; Eurotiomycetes; Verrucariales; Verrucariaceae. The transcript is spliced from 4 exons. The record is from RefSeq and is a predicted model, not a curated record. Bases 1 to 747 code for a protein of 248 amino acids.